CCAAUCCGUAGACAAACACACACCUCAAUUAAAACUGGGCACACUGCUGCGCGACGAGAAAGUUUGGUCUUCCUCAAAGUUUUCUUUAACAAGUAGUGUACUCUCUUAGAGUUUAAUUGUCGCUUGUUUUACUGUGACUAGCCUAUUUGAAACGGGCAUCGUUUGAAGAUACGUGUUUUUUCUUGACCCGAGUACAGAAGACGUCGAUCGAUAACUACAUCCUCGGUCUGCGCGUUAAACGCGUUAAACCCUAUUUAUUUAGUUAUAAUCCUAGUUCCCCGGUUGAGAUGGAGUGGCGGGAGCAGACCAGUGUCAGCUGCAUGGACGCCUUCGAAGAGACUAAGCGGUGGAUUGAGAAAGUGACCAGUAAGUCGUUUGAAAGUAGUAACUUCCGUGCUGCUCUGGAAAAUGGAGUCCUACUCUGCGAUUUGAUGAACAAGUUGAAACCUGGCAUUAUCAAGAGGCUGAACAGGCUUUCAACCCCGAUCGCCGGAUUGGACAAUGUGAAUGUGUUCCUGAAGGCAUGCUCUAAGCUGGGUCUGAACGAGUCUCAGCUCUUCCACCCUGGAGACCUCCAGGACCUUUCCACCAGGGUCACCCUCAGGAGCGAAGAAAGCAAUAGGCGACUAAAGAACGUUCUGAUCACAGUGUACUGGCUGGGUCGCCGGGCCCAGCUUGAGCCCUUCUACUGCGGCCCACAGCUCAACUUCAAGGCCUUCGAGGGCCUGCUGGGCCUGACGCUGUCUAAGGCCCUAGAGGAAGGCAGCGGCCUGUGCCCCAGAGAUGGGGGCUACGGCGACCCGGAAAAGGAGAACCUGUAUCACGUCAGACCGGCUUACCGCAGGGAUGACUCGGUUGAGGGUGGGAAUUAUCUGGACCACCACAGCGCUCACCAAAGAAGUGAAGGCUGUGGCAGUGACGUGGAGGCUGACCAGCUGUUCAGUAUGUCAGCCCAGAAGGACUCAGCCCAGCAGCAGGAGAGGGGAUAUGUCCCCCCAGUAGAGGGAGCCUACCCCCUACCCAGGGAGGGGGGUUGCGUCGCCCCAGCGCCACUUCGCAGGAAGAAGGGAUGUGAGGAGAACAAACAAGGCUUACUCACCAGAGUCUCUCAGAUUCAGCUCCGUCCGGGUCGACCGCCUCAGGUCAACCCUGGCUGGAUUUGGAGCAAAUCCACGACCGACAUCCCCAUGGAGUCCCCGGGCUACCAGGAUGAUGGGCAGAACUUGGGGGGUCCUGACGUCAGCAGGCCAAGUCGCCCUCCAAAUGGUGCCAGGUCCAAGGAGAGCGUGGAGAAAUGGCAGGAGGAUUUGACAAAGUGGAAGAACCGACGUAGGAGCACCAAUUCUGACCUCCACAGGAAGGUCGAGGAACGAAACCAUGAUGUCAACGAGACGACCAGGGGGACUAGGGCGACCGUUGGACAGAAUAAAACGGCAAACGGAGACCAGCUGUCGCCUUCUGUUCCCGGCCCAGCCUCCUCCCAUUCAUCCAGAGCCUCUCGCCCAGCACUCUCUCGGAGUUACACAGUCGAGACCCUGCUCGGAGACCCCUGGCCCAACAAAGCAUCCUCCUCAUGUAGCCCCGUCCAGAACCAGCCCCUGUCUGGAGCCAUGCCCGCCUCUCACCGCUCUCUGCUUGGAGAGGAGGUCCCUUCCGCUUCAUUGGCCUCCGACGGCAACGCCUCCUCCACCGCUACCACCCCCUCCACCUGCAGUCCUUACACCUCCCAGACCCUCAUCAAGCUCCAGCCUGGUCCCACUGCUGGACAGACCCAGACCGGCGGGAGGGGUCGUAGAACCACUAUGGGGCCGGUCCCGUAUUCGGGCAUUGGCACGGUCGACCGUACACCUUACUCACCGCAGGUCACGGACCGCAAAAUCACAAUCCUCCAUCACGGGCCGUUCCUCCAGCGGAGAGACGUGACCCAGCAGAACCACUGCUCUCUGAACACUGCCGAGCCUGGAGCCGGGGAGGAGGCGGGAGGUCUGGUGAACGGGCCAACGCACCACAGCUUCCUCCACAGGUACAACUCUAUGCCCUGGUCGGGCUCGGCCAGCCUCCCUCGAGGGUACCGCCGGUCUGAAGGCUCGGCACGCCUAUCAAACGUCCUCACGGCCCGCCCCUUCGGUACCAGGCCCUCCAGGAAGUCCUCACUGCUCAGCACAGGAAGUGACUACAAGACCCUCCCACUGAGCGGUGACAUGCAAGCUCCCCAGCCCAUCCUGAACCGUCAGGUCGCGACCUCCCUCAUUAGGGCUCCCCGCCAAGCCGCAGAGAAACAGGAAGUGGAGAACCAGGCAGAGAAGGAACGUGACAGGGAAGAGGGUGGACAUACAAACGGUCUUCCCUACUGCAGUCAACCACCCUUUAAAACCCUUUCCCAAACACACCUGUCUCCUCCAGCCGUUCACGCCGCACCACAGAAGCGGAUGAGGGUGAGUCUGAGCCUGACACCCAACAGUGUGGAUGACUUCGGUUUCCAGACAGACUGGAGCGCCACUGGAGCCAGAGUCACCUCUGUUCAACAAGGCAGCCCUGCUGAGCUUUGCCAGCUGUGCGUGGGUGAUGUCAUCACCACAUUAGGCGGAGCCAAGGUGGAGCAGCUGAGCUCCAGCCAAUGGGAGAGCACUAUGACGUCAGCCCUGCAGUCCGGUAGCCUCACCAUGGACGUCAGUCGCUAUAGCAACCAGGGCUGUCCUGAAAACCACCUCCACAAAGACAUCAUGACCCUGCCCACUGGCCCUGACCUACAUGCCCAGGGGUUGGGCAUCCAAACCAGGAACGGAGAAUUUGAGGGGACACGAAAGACCGCCAGUAGCAAAGAACUUGAACGAAUUGUACUGAGAAAUAAGAGGCGGAGAGCGGAGUUUUUUGAUGUGAAAGGAGGUACUGAAUCAGCCAUAUCUGACCUUCAAGUUCCGUCUCUGAAACCGUCUUCCUCAAACUGGUCCUGGGACCACGAAGAAGAACGCAAACGUCAGGAGCGCUGGCAGGAGGAGCAGGAGCGCCACCUACAGGAGCGCUACCAGCAGGACCAGAAGCGGAUGCAGGCCGAAUGGCAGAGCGCUCAGGAGGGGACGGGAGAGGAGCCGAGGGGGACAGACGAGAGGCCGGUCUGGCUGGAUGAUCCUGGUGUUGUCAUACCCACCAGCCUAACCAGACCUGUCGUCCAAAGACAAGCUCCUCACUGGGAGGCUGAUGGUUCAGUCAGACACCAGAACAAGGGGACGGGAUCUGCCGGUGUCCAGUACUCGGACCCUGCUCUUGUCGGACCCCCGACCCCAACAGACCUGGCUGGCUUUAGGCCCCUUGGUACAGAGGCCGGGUCGAAGCCUCGCAGUCUAGAAGCGGAGAAGGAUAAGGGGGCUGAGCCUGACUUCUUCAGGCCGACGGGUUCUGGUGGAUUUACCCAGCUCUAUUCAGCGUACCGCGGGAUGUCAAAGUCCACCCCGACGCUGGCUUCUGACCACAGGCAGACCAAAGGCCCCGGGGAGCAGAAGAAGGGGAAGGUGGCGACUGCGUCAAAGGAGGAGCAGAACAGGCAGCAGAUCCUUGAAGAGAUGAAGAAGAGGACUCAGCUGCUGACCGACAACAGCUGGAUCCGCCAGCGCAGGGCCAGCUCCCUCAAAGAGCCCCUCUACACUGGUGGAACCCUCAGGAGAUACGAGUCUCUGGACAGCCUCCACACUGCCCCUCCCUCGGAGCCCCCCUGUGAGCUGUCGGGCCCCAGGUCUCUCUCUGGCUCCUCUGGGCGGAGUGUCUACCCCCGGUACACCACCUGCCCGACUCCACCUGACCAGCUCCCCAGCUGCCCCGUCGCCUUGUCCCAGCGCUCAUUCCCUGACACCUCAUGUAUCCCUGGAAAAGCUGCUGGUGAUUGUGCUGUGCCGAGCUUCUCGGAGGAGAGGGAUCAGAAGUUCAGAGCAGAGACCACAAGUCUUUCUGCGAGUGUUGCUACAUCCAGCUCAAUUUCCAGCAAUUGACCAGGUCAUGUGACCAGAGAAGUCUGUGUCAGAUUGAGAAAAAAGGGGCCAUUUUGUCGAGGAAGUGACGCGACAAAAUGUUGGAUGAACUUUCACGUGAACCCCACCCACUAGCGCCCUGGCCCGUGUGUUGUAUGAUUUUACAUUUUGAAAUAUUCGUUAAUCUUUCACUCGGCCAAAAGUUGCUAAUUAAGUGUACUGUAUGAAAUAAAAUAGGAUAAUGAGUGUUUUUAAAUCUUCGGUUUUUGGUUGUAUCUGUCCACUAUCGUUUUGUUUUCCCCCAUCAGCAAGUAAUUUUACUAAUGCUAUGGUGAGGGUCAUGUCAAUUACAUAACUUCAAGCACUUUCUAUCUUCACUUUCAUCUUGCUAAGUGCACUUUGCAGAUCAUUUGGUGAUAUGGGUCCAGCAGUCAUAAAAUAAUGAAAUGUUUAACCAGGUAAAUGUGACUGAAAUGUUUGGAAAUAAAAGAUGUAUCCCACAAAUAUAUCCGUUAUUUUAUCACACCACUAGAUGGCAGUAUUGACCCACUGGUUUAGUUUUAAGUGGGCGUUCUUCUAACCAAAACAAUGGAUCAUCGAACAGUUCAUAAUGACCGCUGGAAGAAAAACUUGUAGUUAAAAUACACCUUAUGUUAAUUUCAUUAGAUCGUUGGACUUUGUCGAAUGGUCAUUGGAGAAGAUUUUUAUGAAUAAAUUCUCUAUGUGCAGUAUUGGGCAGCACCAAUUUAUUAGGUUGUAGACAAACUCUUAACUGUGCUCUGAGAACUUCAACUGAGUUGUCCACUCUGGCUGUGCAACUGUGUCGCAGCAUAGCUUAGCUGGCUGUUUAUUGUGCGUCCGAAUGGUUUUGGGAGUGAAUAUUAAGAUUCUAGUAAGCAAAGGUACGGGAUGGACAGCAUUUUUAUAUGCGCUUUAUGUGUAAUGUAUCGGUUAUAGGCUGUGAUUUUAUGAACAAUUUUGAAGUCACUUGAUCUGCAUUGACUUCAGUAUGUCCAGGUAGUUUUAAGCUACGAACUUGUUGAAAUGUUACACUACUAAGACAUAAAUUGCACAUAAUAGAACUUGGUUAGUAUCACAUGUACGUUAUUGAAAUAGAAACGCAAGCAAACUGUUGCAGAGAGCUAUGGAGUAAAUAAGCUAUUUUCUAUCAAAUACCAGAUUGUCAAAUGUCUUUGGAUACUGAUUCCACCAAACAGUGAUACUAUAACGGUCUCAAUCCUCUAUCUGUUGAGACAUCUGUCACUCUUCCUUCCUCUUAUAUCCUGUCAAUGCUACAAAGGGAUUUUAGACAUUCCUGUAUCGCUUUAAAUGUAGGCCUAUCUCAAAUAAUUUCUUGGCUUAUUUUGUAGAUGAAUAACAUUUUCUGAAUGCUACUGGUUGUAGUUUGGUCCUAUGAAUGUUAAUAAGGCACAAUCCCAGUUUUUGUAUCGCAACAUAUUUAUCUCAUAGUAAUGCAAGGUCAGUAAAGAGAAGGUUGUGUGUCGUAAGAAUUUUUAAGGAAGUGUCACUGCUGAACAGAAGGAAGAGACACGCUUGUCACCCCGACCUUUGCUUAAACUUAAAACAGGAACCAGAGAGCGACGAAUGAUAUCCCUAAAACAUGACUACUGUGUAUACAUAAUGAAACUCAUGCUUAUUUUUAAUAUCAAUAGACCAGUGUCAAUACUCAAGCAAAGCCCUUUUCAGGCUGAUAUGAGAGAUGUCUUUGACAUAAGGCUGAACAUUAUCUCAUGGAGAAAAAGCCUGUGAUCUGUGGGUUGCUCUCCAUAAAGCUUAUAUACAAAGUUAAACUAGUUCUGUUUACCUAAUGGUGCGGGUAUGAAUGUUCCUUGAGAUAUGAUGUUACAUGGAGUGGGUCAUAGUGUUUCUGUGUUGUCCUGAAGUCUGGCAGAACUCACGCCACUUUGGUUCAAACUAGAGGGAUUAUUUUAUCGUCUUUGUUAGAACACAGUAGAUGGUUAUAUUCUGUUCUUUAGUCGAAACAGAAGGGAAAAUUGUAUCUUCUUUAGUAGAAAACAGUAGAUAUUCUGUUUUUACUCCAGUCAUAGUGACAAGAACCCCCUCCCCUGUUUUCAAAUGUAACCUUUAACCCUGACCUUGAACUAGAUCUCAAAGUCCCCAGGCAUUAGGAAGGCCUGAUGUGAAAAUGUUAAGUGUUCUGCCUCCCAGCACUCUUGGCAGCGACAGAGAGGUUUGAGAACUCGGUGGCCUGACCUCUGGGUCUGUUGAGGGCAGCAGUCUUCCUAGAAGAACCCAUUGGAGAUAUUGUCAAGUGUUUUCUAUGUUAUGUUCAGUUGUGUAGGUUGCCUCGGUGGCUCUGCUGUGACCUACUUGAAGAACACUAGUUGAACUAGCUGAAGGUCAGCCAGAUAGGUCAAGCGAAGACGGAGCGAGAAAAGUGUAUUUUGUAUUUUAAGCUUGACAUUUGGUUUGUGGGAGUGGUGUUUAUAGUACACCACUUCACAAUUUAGCCUAAGGGUAAACAUUGCAUGUUUACAAGAGUCGCAGAAAGUAAGAAUUCACCACAAAGUAUAAAUCGAUCUAACAAUCUAAAAGGAGAUAAUAACAAUUGCAACCCUGCAUGUGACAUUUAAGCUUAAUUUAACAUAAUUUAAAUGAGUGAAACUAUGUUGUUUCACGUAAAUAAUCAUACUUGUUUUAAACCAGGUAAGUGUUCACUAAAGGCAAAACAUAAUUUAGAAAAUGUGAUUAAUAAAUAAGUUAUUAAGAAAUAUAAAUUACGUAAUUGGCAGGGAACCAGAAGACUAGAUAUGAUAAUAGUUAGCUAUAAUGUGUUGUGGUAUAGAAGAGAUCUCCAUUAUGCAAUUCAGAAGGGAAUUUCAUGACUGUAUUUCUACAGUGGCCAGUGUACAUGGUGUGGAUUUGCAAGCUUUGCAGACAUUAUUUUACAGUUUACAACUGCUGACCGAGUUCUUGUCACUGUUACGCACUAACAGAUCCCCGCCUCUAACAACAUGAUUGGUUGAAACAGGAAGCAAAGAAAAAUUAAAUGCCAUAUUCACCAAGAUUCCCAGCAAAACUGCUAUAAAAAAAAAAAAUUCAAUCUAAAUUCUUAUUUCUGAGACUUACAUUAAAAUAGAUUGGACUUGGACCCCCAGCUCCUGAUUAUUCUAAUCAGACACUACGUGUUGAGGCCCAAAUAGUUCUGCAAUGGCAGUAACACUUUAAAAUAAAACGAGAAGGCCAUGCUGCUGCCAUAAAACUAGGCAAAACUAUGCUCUGUUAUUGUGGUUACAAUGUGUUAGCCAGUAAUGUGACACAAUCACAAGAACAUCUGCUUCCCAGGAAGUUAAUGUGGUUAGAAUUUAAUUUAGAUUUCCAAGUGUUUGGAGGGGGCUAAAUGGCAGCACUGUGGCCUAGCCUACUGUGGGAACUAACCGUUUCUGAAUGCUAAGUCUUUCUCCUUAUUCUCAUUUCUGACACUUUGAAGAUUUUGCACAUCGAGCCAUUAGAUUUUCUAUGACACAGCAUCUGUUGUGUUGAGAGCCCUUACAGUCUUUUUGACAGUGGUGUCCCUAUACAGAUUAGAACACUCCAUAGACAAUGGAGACUUAGUGUUUUUACGAAAGGAAGUAAGGCAGAUAACAUUUCUCAUUAAACAGACUGGAUGGGCUUCUAGCAGGGAAGCAUAUGGAGUGUGAUUGUUCAUGGUUUUCUGUUUUUACUUGUUUAGCCUGUCUCUUCGUUUUGACCUUCUCUGACUCUCCCUCUUUGUCUAUCUGACUUUAUAUCUAUCUUAUAUCUGUCUGUCUAUCCAUCUCAUUCAGUCUGUUGGUCUGUAUAGUUUAUGCCUACAAAGAAUAUUGACAAAUUAUUAAUGAAUGUUAUAUUUGAGAUAUUAAUCAAAUUGCAAUCUUGUCAUAUAUUUCAGAAUAAAUUAUUAUAUUGAACUUCAUCAAUUCGCUGAUUAUGAACAACUUAUUUGUACCUUUUCAGCCUGGGUUAAGGAGUAGCAAACCAUAGACAGCAAUGCAAGCUCCCUGCUGAGGAUGCUUGACCUCGGUGUCAACUUCAGCACAAUUUGACAAAGCAUUCAUUUCAAUCUUCUCGAACACUAUUUUUACAUCAACGGUUCUGCUCUUCUCUGGUUAAAUAGUUUCUCACAAAUAUAACAGUUUGUUCUUUGUGAAGACUCGCAUCAAAACACUGCAACCUAAGCUUUUAAUCUACUCCGGGGGUCGGUCCUUUGCAGGGGCGUUUCUAGGUUUCAUAAACAUCCGGGGUUUAGCCCAGAGGGGAAAGGAAAACUAGUGCUGUCAAGCGAUUAAAAUAUUUAAUGUCAUAGUUAACUCACGAUUAAUCGCAAAAAAAAUUCUAUGCUAAGUAUCCCUUGAUUUCUUUGUCCAAUAUUUUUUUCUCUUUUUAAUGCUUGUAUCAACAUGGAGAAGAGCAUCGGCUUGCCUUGUGCAAAUGUUUUUUAUUGAUAACAACAUUGGCAUAUUCUGAUCAAAACAGGACGAUCCAAAAAAAAAGCCUAUAGUGCAAUUAAACGAUGAACAUACAAACAUACUGCCUUGAACAAAACAGUCAGGCUACUGCUUCUUUGUUUUGAGCCAAAGAAAAAAAAAAAAAAAAUUGCGUUAAUCGCGCGAUAAAAGAAUUAACUCCGUUAAAAUUGGUUUGCGUUAACGCCGUUAACUGACAGCACUAAGGAAAACGGCUAAAACGAUUGUAUGCUUUAUUGUGCAUGCAAAUAUUUUCAUAAUGCCUUACCUAAAUAAACAAAAUACGCAGUUUAUUAUAGCUUUAAACAGCUACCUGACUGCUGUGCUGAUUAUCCCCAAACAUCUAAAGUUCCAUUUAAGUUAUUUCAGAGUAAAAUUAGUACAAGUGAGACAAAUUGUCUGUUUACCGUUCUCAAUUAAUGCGCUAGCUGGCUUAUCGUCUCUAAAAUUAGUAACCAUAGCAACGGGACCGCAGUCAAAGCCGUUUACAAUUUAUUGCAACACCGCAACAAAGUAACUGAGUGAUUUCAACAUUUCUUUUAAUUUAUUUGGAGAAUAGGACAACUUCGAUGACUGAAAGUUGUAGCUAUGGUCCGUCCUAAUUACUGGGGGAGUGAACAACGUUUCAACGGGCGUGUAAUGGUGGUUCCGGGUAUUAGUCAGACCCUCAGGCGUAACCAGGGAAACAAAACAAAGCUGAGCGGACUAUAAUACCUCCCGCUACCUCCCGUUCUAAAGUCGUAGCUAUGGUCCGUCCUAAUUACUGGAGGAGUGAACAAUGUUUCCGUUGCAUGAGAACCCAACGGGCGUGUAAUGGUGGUUCCGGGUAUUAGUCAGACCCUCAGGCGUAACCAGGGAAACAAAGUUAUGUUUUGUGGAAAACUUUAUAUUUGGAUUGUAAAACGCAUGAAAAUAUAAAUUAAUGGUCUUAAUUUGGUCACUGUUGGUAAGUGACCAUGGUAGAAGCGGGAUAAUGCCCCUUCGAGGUGUCCAUUAUCAGGAAUUAAUGGACGACGUGGAGGCGUGAACGGUUGCCUCCGCGAAGUCCAUUAAUCUUUAAAAGAAAUUAAAGGGUUCUCCCGAAAACCUUGGAGCUUCUGUGCAGGGAGACAUAGGGGCAGCUCCUGUAGAGUCAAACAAAGAACCAGAUGAUACAAAAUGAUUGUUAAAACAAUUUAGAACCUCAGUUCUAUGGUAGAAUGGGACCGAGUCUUUUAGAACAAAUGUCGGAAGAGCCUGAGGACUUUUACUUACAGAUAUAGAUUUAAUUACUUUCCAAAAUUUCUGUGGAUUAUUAAGGUUCAGUUGUGACAGAUAAGUAAUAUUCAGAUUUAGCCUUUUUGAUAAGGGAAGUGCAUUUUUUCCUUAGUUCCCUGAAAAUAGACCAGUCAGAGGCAAAAUCACUUUUUCUGGCUUUGGCCCAUGCCACAUUACGUUGAUGGAUGGUAUCUGACAACUCUGGGGAAAACCAGGGAUUAACUCGUCCCUUAACCCUGAAUUUCCCGAUGGGGGCAUGUUUAUUUACAAUUUUCACAAAGUGUUCCUUAAAGAAUGUCCAAGCUAACUCCACAUCCGGCAAAAGACCUAUGUGCCCCCAAUUUACCGAAGACAAAUCAUGAUGAACAGCCUGUUCACUAAAUAUUUUUAAAUUCCUCUUGAAAAUAAUGCGUGGUUUACGUUUUUUUUUUUUUGUGUCCCUGCAAGUAGCAACAACACAAUGAUCACUCAAAUCAUUACAGAAAACUCCCAAGGAUAAGAAUUUAUGAGGAACAUUUAUUAGAAUUAAAUCAAUCAAAGUGGACUUUUCAGAAUUUUUAAGAUUUGGCCUCUUAGGUAGGUGGACCAGCUGGAUAAGAUUAAUAGUCAAAGAAAGAUUUAAAUUCAUCCAAAACUGCAUUUAGCCAAUCCCAAUUCAGAUCUCCAGCCAUUAAAAGCUCAAUAUAAUUUAAUUUGGACAAAAGAUCCUGCAAUGACGAUAAUGCCUCCUUUGUGGCAGAUGGAGGCCUAUAGCACCCGACAACAUAGAGAGGGACUUUGCUAUUUCCACCUUCAAUGCCAAAAAUUCAAAUUGCUUACAGAUAGACUCAGACAGAACAAUUGAAGCAUCAAAUCUUGAUUUAACGAAAAUGGCUACACCACCACCUUUCUUGGGCCUAUCAGUACGAUAAACAUUGUAUCCGAGUAUGCUAAUGUCUUCAUUUGUAAUUGAUUUUGUCAGCGAAGUUUCUGAGAUGACCACAAUGUCUGCAUCUGUUGAUCUAACCCACAUUCUGAUCAUGUCCAUCUUUGGUACUAAGCUGCGCACAUUAAGAUGAAUAUAUUUGAGACCAGACAUUAAUUUAAAAUCAGCGGGAGUCUGGAUACAUUGCAAUUCGGGACCAGGGUUUGAUUGCACAUCUCCAGACAGAAGUAAGAGUAGUACAAUCAUCACUCCUCACAUUCGUCUCACAUAACAUUUUGAUGCAGUUUUUUCAUGUGUUAAAGCCAGGCAAUGCUUUUCCUUAAGGGAAAGAGUAAGAUUAUAUAAAGUAAAAAAACUUAGAAGUUUAGGUAAGUCCCUAGGUGGGUCCGACCACAGGUUUGAGGCCCAAACCAAAUCAGACUGUGGUUGCUGAAACUCAGUGGCGGCUGGUGGUCAACAUUUUUGGUGAAGUAAACCCCGCCGACCGACGCACCGAAACGAGCGCAUACCUAACCCCCCACCCCUGGGUAACAUAACUGGAAA
Messenger RNA from Gadus chalcogrammus (walleye pollock), 11174 nucleotides. Its product is annotated as LIM domain only protein 7-like. Gene Ontology annotation, molecular function: protein binding. The record is from RefSeq and is a predicted model, not a curated record. Lineage: Eukaryota; Metazoa; Chordata; Actinopteri; Gadiformes; Gadidae. Gene Ontology annotation, biological process: regulation of cell adhesion; regulation of signaling. The transcript has 30 exons. The coding region runs from base 288 to 3983 and encodes 1231 amino acids.